Drosophila navojoa is the source of this 3350-nucleotide messenger RNA. It is a transcript of the gene lz, whose product is annotated as lozenge. The record is from RefSeq and is a predicted model, not a curated record. NCBI's taxonomy places the organism in Eukaryota, Metazoa, Arthropoda, Insecta, Diptera, Drosophilidae. Gene Ontology annotation, cellular component: nucleus. Gene Ontology annotation, molecular function: ATP binding; DNA-binding transcription factor activity, RNA polymerase II-specific; RNA polymerase II cis-regulatory region sequence-specific DNA binding. Gene Ontology annotation, biological process: regulation of DNA-templated transcription.
AAAACAAUGCUCUUGUUGCUGCUGUUGUCAAAUGACAAAGCACAAAAAAGAAAAAGCGCGAAAAUGUAGUCGCAAAUGAAUGUAAUGAAUUUGAUUAUGACCUACGCAUUUAUGUGUGUGUUUAUCUGUGUGUGCCUAAUGUUGCAAUAGCUAUGAAAGUCAAGAGCUAAACAUCCAAACAGCAGCAACAACAUCAUCAACAUCAAUAACAACAGCAAGAUCAACAAUAGUCGUCAUCAAGUCAUCGAGUGUUAAUUUGUGACUAAUUUUUUGUUUUGCCUGAUUAUUAAAUAAAUCAAAAUAGAGAAGAACAACAAGAGCAAGAACAACGACAACCAUCAGCUGCUGCAACCGCUUGAGGCAUCAGUUAUCGAUCCGCAGUGAUAACAGCAACGGCCACAUAAACUGAAAUUGAAACAUAAAAUUCUUUAAAUAGAGAGAGCGAAGCCCGCACAAGUCACUUGUCGCUCGACAAAUUGGCGCCGCAAAAAAAGAGGGAAAAAACACAACAACAAUAAUUGUUGAUUUGAUUUGAAUUUUGACUUUGAUUCAGUUGUUGGCGCCCACACCGAAUGCAUUUCCAUUUGCCCAGCGAGGCGGCAACAGCAACAGCAACUGCAGCAACAGCAACAACGGUCGUCAGCGACCUCAACAGCUACUAUACGGGCGCAAUUGCAAUCGAAACAGGAGCUGUCCCGGCUGUGGCACCAGUCAGCGGCAGCGUCAGCAUCAACAGCAGCAGCAGCAGCAGCAGCAUCAUCGACGGCGGCAAUCGCAGCAUGGUCACAUCAUCAGCGUCGCCAACGGGUACGGGCUGGUCAGCGCCAGCGGAAUAUAAGAGCGCCAAUACAGCUGUUGCUGCUGCCACCGCCGGUGGCUCAGCCGCUGCGGCGAUCAUGUGCGAGGUGUUGCCGUCGAGCAGUGCCAGUGUUGGCAGCAGUUCGCCAACAGGUGGCGCCAGCAAUGGCACCGCCAACAGUGCCAACAGUGGCAGUGGCAAUAAAAUCAAUAUCAACAACAACAACAACAACAACAGCAGUAGCAACAACAUUAAUAAUAAUAAUAAUAAUAAUAAUAAUAGUCGCAACAAUAACAACAGCAAUAAUAGCAACAAUGCAGUGCAUCAAGAUUUGUUAUGGAUGGAGCGAUUUGUGCUCGAACGACAACAGGAAUAUCCCGGCGAAUUGGUGCGCACCAGCAAUCCGUACUUCCUCUGCUCCGCCCUGCCCUCCCAUUGGCGCUCGAAUAAAACUCUGCCGCUGGCCUUUAAAGUUGUCGCCCUGGCGGACGUCGGCGAUGGCACCUAUGUGACCAUCCGGGCGGGCAACGACGAGAACUGCUGUGCCGAGCUGCGCAACUACACAGCCCAGAUGAAGAACGGCGUGGCCAAGUUCAACGAUCUGCGCUUCGUCGGACGCAGUGGUCGAGGAAAGAGCUUUACGCUAACAAUUACCGUUGCAACAAGCCCGCCACAAGUUGCCACCUAUGCCAAAGCCAUCAAAGUGACAGUGGACGGUCCCCGGGAGCCGCGCUCCAAGAUAAGUUCAACCGGCGGUCCGCAGUAUCGUGCUCUCGGCCUGGGCCAGCGACCAUUUAUAGACGGCUUCCCGAAAACAUUUCACGAGCUGGAAACGCUGCGACACUCGGCAAAGGUUGCGGCUGCUACAACGGCAGCGGCGGCUGCUGCGGUGUCGGUUGCAUCGGCUGGCAACGCGCUGACCACAAACGCGAGCAUUGCCCAGCAAUUGGGUAGCAAUUACUCAUCGUCAAAUAGUACAAUAAAUUCGGAUUGCCAGGGCUACAAGCCUAACGCACCACAAAUUCAAGAAACCGAUCUGAUAGGCGCCGCUGAGUGGACGGGCUCGGCCAGCUCCGGUGCUAACAUCGCGUAUCCGGUGGGCGUCGGAGUGGGCGUGCCCUAUCAUCAUGCCCACCACACCCACUCGCACUCGCACUCGCACUCGCAUUCGCAUUCGCAUAGCCACGCGGCGCACCACCAUCACCACCUGCAGCAUCAGGUGGCGCUCCCACCCCCACCCCCGCCUCCGGCUGCUGCUCCGGUGCCAGUGCCGGUGCCGGUGGGGACGGCGUCGGCCAUGAACCACUAUAGCAGCGCCAUGGGCGGCUACGAGACAACCACGCUGGACGCGGCCAACUACCACAUAUCGACGGUGCUUCCCGAGAUGCACGGCUUCUCCGCCGACCCGUAUCAGACGGCCGCGGCCAGUGGCUACUGUGGCACCAGCUCCAAGUCAGAUCUAGAGACGCUCAACGCCAGCUACGGAGCGACGCCCACGGCCUACAACAAUGCGGCGGCCUGGUCGAAUGGCUACAACAACUACCAAUACGGCAGUUGCUCAGCAACGGCGGCCCAAUACGGCGGAGCCGCUGGCCAUGCCACGGCGCCGCCGCCUCCUGUCGUGCUAUAUCCACAACUCUACUCAACGGUCAACCAGAACCAGAUACAUCUGCACUUGCACAGCAGCGAGAAGCUGGAGCAGUACCUGGCCACGGACCAGCAGCUGACGAUCAGCUCGCUGGCCAGCAAUCGCUCCAGCAUCGAGAUUGGCUUGGGCACUGGCCUCAGCGGCGGCGUAUCGCUCGGCGAACAGGACCAGCAGGCGGCCGUUGCCAUUGCCGAGCAGGCGGCCGAGGGCGCCAGCCAGAACAAUUAUCAUUUGCAUCAUCAUCAUCAUCAAGAGCAGCAGCAGCAGCAGCAGCAGCAGCUCGAGGCGCAGCGGCAGCUGGAGGCACAGCACCAGCAACAGCAACAACAACAACAACAGCACCAGCAACAGCAGCAGCAGCAUCCAAACGAUGUGAGCAAUGAGGCGGCACGCGAAGAGGAUGUCGGCGAUAUGACGCAAGUCUGGCGUCCCUAUUGACCCGAUCUGAUGGCAGGGCCACUCCAAAGAACACGCGCCUUUCUGCACAUAGAACUGAACUGAAAACCAAAAUGAAAAUCAAAUUUGUGCGUGUAUAUUUUCUACUCUUCUUCUUCUUCUUUAUGUUUUUAUCUUGCCUAUGAUAUUUAGCACGAUGCAGAAAUCAUCUGAACAUAUUCGAAUAUCAAAUAUGAACUUAAAAUUUUUUUUUUUUUUUUUUUUAACAUACAUAGAUCGAUAAGAACUGUAAAUAGUUUCCAUAUAAAUAAAUAUAUAAUAAUUGUAUGUAUUGGUAUGGCGCACUAAACAUUUAUACUAAAUUCUUAGUAUGUACAACUAAACUCUUAAGUAUUUUUUUUUUAUAGGCUUAAGUGUAGAUUAGUUGCGUCAUGUGGCAGAGAAAUGUCCGAUGCGAUUUUUGUUAUUUUGUGUAAGUGACGCCGAAGCAACGAUGGAAGACUAUUA